AUGGAGAAUUGGGUGACUAAAUUUUUUUCAAAUGAACCAUUGGCUUUUUGUAGCUUAAGUAAAUUAAUUAAUGGAUCAUUCUUACUGAUGCAGUUACUACGUGAAACUACUUUUAGUAAUCAAGUUACAGGAAGUGAAAAUAUAAAAAUUUACCAUCAAGAUAACCACAAAUCAAUUAGAGUAAAUUCAGGAUCAGAUAGUUAUUUUAAAGGUUUAAAAGAAGCAAUUUUGGAUAUUGGGGCAACUUUUUCAUUUUUUAUAUCAAUUGUUACAGUAAUUAGAAUACCAUCAAUGAUAUUAUCAGUUGCCUAUAGAGAUGAAUUAUCAACAAGCCACAAGAAAAUUAGAACCAAUUUAUAUAGACACUUAAUAUUAAUACCAUUUGAUUUAUUUGGUUUAAUUAGUUACCUUUUCGUUUUAAUAACAAUCCUUAGAAUAAAACCAUUACACGAAAAAAUUAGAUUGAAUCAUAGCUCAAUUACAAAUAAAUUAUUUAGUAUUGGACUUAGACUCUUAAUUAUUAGAAAUUUAAUUAUUGUAGUAUUAGAGUUCUUCGUAAUGUUAUUAUGUAUUAUAUUUAUAAUUUCACCAUGGAGAAUCAAACCAGCAGUUCAAAAAGCAAGGGCAGCAAAAAAACAGGUUGAAAUCUUUGGGGAGAUUUUUUCUCAACAAAUGAAUGGUUUGGUCGAUGUUGCAGUAAUAUUUAUAUCAUUGCCAUUAUUAAUCUCAUUUUAUAGACUACCAUACGCAAUAAGAAGAACUUUUGAAGAUGAUAGAGCCAGUGAAAGAAGAAAAGAACUUUUACUCCAAACUCUUUUUGUUUUUGUAGACAUCUUUAUAAUUUUCUUUUCAAUUAUAAUUAUCCUCACAAUUUAUAGGUUACCAAGAACAGUUAGAAAGAUCUUUGCAAGACCAGGUCGUUACUAUGAAUAUAUCUUUUUCCAAUUUAUAAAGAUUUUUAGAGAUAUUCCAUUCUUAUUUAUGGGUCUUUUCGUUACCAUUGCAGUUUGGAGAGCACCAUUCAUGUUAGCUCAAGUAUUUAAAGAACCAGAAUGGUAUAAACGUAGACGUAUUGUAUCAAGACACUUCGUAUGGGUAUUUAUCGAUAUUUUAGAUAUUCCAUUCAUCAUCAGCAGUCUUAUUAUUUUAGUUACUCUCUGGAGAGCUUAUGCAUUUGUUUGUGGUUUCAUUGUAUUAGACUCAAGAAAGAAACAAAGAAUAUUCGCUAUAAAGCAAAUUUUUUAUUGGUUAAUGGAUAUACCAACCUUUAUAGCUUUACUUUUUAUUACCAUUACCGUUUAUCGUUUACCAAAAACAUAUAGACAAUUAAGACUCUAUUUCAAACAUGCUGAUUAUUCCAAAGAUUCUUCAUCUAUUAACAAUUCCGAUAAAGUAGUCAUUCAAAGAUCAACCGUUGUAGCACCAAUACCAGCAAUUUAUGAUGAGGAUAAUCCACCACCAUCAAAUGACUUUAGCGAUGAUAAUCCAGCUCCAAGUAUUUCUGCAGUAGCCAAUAACAAUCCAGAAGCAGACGAAAUUAAAGAAUUCUCAUCAUGGCGUCAAAUAGUUCUCAAACAAUUACUAUUAUGUAUCAUCGAUAUUCCAUUCCCAAUUCUCACCCUCUUAACACUUUGGAGAUUACCUGUCAUGAUCCAAAGAUUUAAAGAAAUAGAUGACCCAAUUAGAAAGGACACUUUACGUAGAUUAUUAAUCCUUAGAUAUGUUAUGUUAACCCUAUUAGAUAUUGUCUGUAUUGUUCCUGCACUAUUCAUCAUUGUUACAAUUUGGAGAAUCCCAUCAUUUGUCAAAUUAAUCAAAUCUUAUCAACGUGGUGAUAAUGAACAUAAAAUGUUUGGUUUAUUAUUCUGGAAUACUUUAGUUGAUAUACCAUUUGUAGUCAUGGGUAUAUUAACAUUGCCAGUACCAUGGAGAGGUGUCUUUUUAAUUAAAACUCUAUUCACAGAUAAAGAAAAUGUUAAAAGUGAUAAAGAUGCAAGAUUAAUGGCUGCUAAAUACUUGGGUUGUACAUUACUUGACUGCAUAACCUUUGUAUUUCUUCUUUUCAUAGGUGUAACAAUGUGGAGAAUUAAAUCAUUAUUUAGUUUCUACAAGAAGGAAAUUGUAAUAGAAAGAGUAAACAAGAAAUUUAAAACUACUCUUACGUUAUUCUACUGCAGUUGCAUGAUUGCAGUUGUUAUCUUUAUUGAUAUCUUCAAGACAUUCCAAGUUUUAGUAACCAUUUUAUUCAUCAAGCAAGCAAGACCAUUGUAUAGAGCAAUCCAAAAGAAAAAAGAAGAUAAACCAGACUAUACCUUAGAAGAUUUCCUCCCUAUUAUCAGCUACUAUUUCCUUGUUACUCUUAUGGAUAUUCCUCAUGUAUUUUUAAUUCCAAUCAAACUCUUAGGUUUCCUUUUCCUUCCAAUUCAUAUGUAUUUAAAGAAACGUUCAACACAAGAAAAUUCAAAUCCAACAUUAUCAUUCUUAAACUAUCCACUUUACUUCUUAAACGAAACCUCUAUUGAUCUCAUGAACUACUAUGGUUUAGAUAAAUUCUUUGUUAUCAAUUUUUUAGGCUUAUUUAUAGUGGCCAUUAACGAAUUAGCUUUAAUUAUAGUUGUUUUCAAUUCUAUUUACAUGUUUAUUGUAACACUUGGUUCUCCAUUGUGGGCUGAAACAAGAAAGAAAUACGGUUGGAAUUAUUUAGGUAAAGCUCAAGGUCCAAUGGUAGUUUUAGAAUAUAUCACUGUAGUUUUACAAGCCCUUUUAUUCCCAAUUUUUAUUCUCAUGCAAAUCGCAAUUCUAUUAUUACCAUUACUUUUAGCACUUGGACUCUAUCCAUCACCAAAUUUAGGUUUUGUUGAAUUUUGGCAAGAUUUUUUCACCCAACGUGACUUUUGGAAUGAAGCUAAAUCCUUUUCAUCAGGAAUUUGGAUAGCUCAAGCAUGUUGGUUUUUCAUCUGUGUAGCAUCAUGGGAAAUAACAUUUAAAGUUGGCAAGAAGUACUUUACCAUUUUUUCACCAUGGAAAGCAUAUUAUUGGUUAGUAAAGAAAGUAUUCCAUGGCAAACUCUGGUAUUGCUACACUCUAAUUCUCAUUACUGGUACUAGAGUAUGCUACAGACUUAGAAGAGCAUGUCUUAUUGGUGAAAUUCUUAUGUUCCCAUUAUUUAUCAUUUGGACUUGUUGGCCAUUCAUCAUUCCAAUCGCAACCAAGAUUUACUAUAUAUUUAUUGGAUCUGGUAUUGUAACAUUAGGUUUAAUUAUUUUAGCAUACAGAAUUAUCAAAGAAAAUUGGACUGAUAACAGAAAAACCCAAAACCUAAAACCAAUUAUCAACCUUUCAACAGUUUCAUGUGAAUUACCAGAGUCAGGUGGUCUUGUAUUUACAUUCAAAGGAAGAAGAGCUAGUUUUGAAACACCAAAAAUUGUCGAUGCUCGUUUAUCAAUGGAAAGUGAAAAGCUUUGGGAAACAAUUGGCAAGGUUAUUGGUAGCACUAAAGUUAGAGCAGCUCUCAUGGUCGUUGGUUAUCCAAUUUCACUUUGUCCCUCUUUCUUAAAUGUUCCAGAUGUUAAUGAAAUUCUUUCCUACCAUCAAGCUGGAUCAUUCCAAGUCAAAAUUGGUAUUGAAGGUUCCAAACCAGUUAUAAAGAAAAAAGUUUUAACUAAAAUAUUAAAUCAAAUUAGAGAAGUUGACGACUCACCAUUUGACUUUGUAAUUGAAUAUGGUAAAAAAGAUUUCGGUUGGCAAAAACAUGGUAUUUUAAUAAAAUUCAGUACCACAAUUCAAAAUCUUUUAGAAAAUACAGUAACAAUAGAUAAUAACAAUGUUGAUAAUAAUGAUAAUAUGGAUAUCAGCUUACCUAUUAGAAAGCAACCAAAUGGUUUAUCAACAAGUCCAGUUUUAAAACCAACUCCACCACCAAGCAGAAACUCAAUCGUCAUUUCCCCAGAUAAAGACUUAACAAAUUCAAAUUUUGAUACGGAAUAUGAAGAUAGUUUUGAUGCCCAAGGUUUUGAAAAUGCAUUAACUUCUGCACAGCCACAACAACAACCACAGCAAGCUCAACCAUCAAUUUUAGAUGAUAUGUCAAAUUAUUUAAGUGACGAUCAAAUGAAUGAAGAAUUCUUUAGAUCUUUAUCGGAUGAUAAAAGUAAUAAUGUUUAA
This is a messenger RNA of Dictyostelium purpureum, 4164 nucleotides long. RefSeq lists its product as uncharacterized. Gene Ontology annotation, molecular function: fatty-acyl-CoA binding. The record is from RefSeq and is a predicted model, not a curated record. The transcript has 4 exons. NCBI's taxonomy places the organism in Eukaryota, Evosea, Eumycetozoa, Dictyosteliales, Dictyosteliaceae. Bases 1 to 4164 code for a protein of 1387 amino acids.